Molecule: messenger RNA, 750 nt
Organism: Funneliformis caledonium
Lineage: Eukaryota; Fungi; Glomeromycota; Glomeromycetes; Glomerales; Glomeraceae
Source: the annotation of a GenBank genome assembly
AUGACUGCACCACAAAAUCCUAUUACUCGAGCUAUUUGGGAUGGUACCCUACCUAUAAAGUUCUCGCUUGAUGGUACCGAGGCAGCAGAGUUGGGUGCCAAAAUCUCGGUAGAACCUUAUUUUAUAGAAGCUCCACGAUGUUCAUACUUUCCUUUAUUAACGAGUCAAAUAAGAAAAUAUUUCGUAGACAUGGCUUUAAAUUUUAUCGGUGACGACGCGGAAAUCUGGUAUGACGUCGAUGGCAUCCCGCUUAAAUGGCAUUACCCGAUAGGUCUUUUAUUUGACUUGCAUACCGGAUAUCGACCUGAUUCUAACAGCCCACCACCUUUACCAUGGCCGGUUACCGUCCAUUUCAAGAAUUUCCCCUUGGAUAAAUUGAUACGCGCUCAGGCCAUUGACGCAACUCAGGAUUUUUUCAUGUCAAUGAUCAAGGAGGCUGAUUUUCUUCGGAACGGUAGCACGAAGAAAGUGAUGAAUUUAUCGAAAAAUGAUCAGACACAACUUUGGGAUGGGUUAUGGUCCAGUUCCUCGCAAAAAUAUCGUACAGAGAAUUAUGAUCGUUUCUGGAGCGUAAAUUAUCGUCUCGUUAUCAACGAUGGACAAUCACCGAGACAUAUACCAUUACGGAUAUAUUUACCCGAUAACUGUAAUCCGCUUACGUUGGGUGAAGUGUUGCAUCAAAUCCUUCCAGAUCUAUUUCCUUCUCCUUUACCCACGGAAAAUGCAUUCGCCGCUCCCGUUAUUCAUGGU